This is a messenger RNA of Leguminivora glycinivorella, 3161 nucleotides long. RefSeq names its product WD repeat domain phosphoinositide-interacting protein 2. Gene Ontology annotation, cellular component: phagophore assembly site membrane; extrinsic component of membrane; cytosol. The transcript has 8 exons. The record is from RefSeq and is a predicted model, not a curated record. Gene Ontology annotation, biological process: nucleophagy; protein localization to phagophore assembly site; autophagy of mitochondrion. Lineage: Eukaryota; Metazoa; Arthropoda; Insecta; Lepidoptera; Tortricidae. The coding region runs from base 178 to 1557 and encodes 459 amino acids. Gene Ontology annotation, molecular function: phosphatidylinositol-3,5-bisphosphate binding; protein binding; phosphatidylinositol-3-phosphate binding.
GGCUUGUUUUUAGCAGCAAGGUCGUUCUUUGUGUCAAAAAAUUCUUAGUUCUGUUGUGACGAUACUCAGUUUAUAAUAAUACAGUGAGUGUUUGUGUUCCGUCGCAAAGGUCGUUGCGCGCGUAUGUCGUCCGUAGUCGAUAGUAAUUAAACAGACCCGUACACUUCGAACGUUCCAAUGAGUUUGGGAGGAGGACAAAACACAGAUGGAUCAAACGCAGGAGGAAUAUUUGUUCAAUUUAACCAGGAUUGCACAUCACUGGUGGCCGGCAGCAAUCAAGGCUACCACCUGUUCGCACUAACCCCCGACGAUGGAGUCGAGGAGAUAUAUGCGUCUCGCUCCGGCCAGGACACCUGCCUGGUCGACCGGCUGUUCAGUUCCAGUCUCGUGGCCGUGGUCACCGUCGCUGCGCCCAGGAAGCUGAUAGUAUGCCACUACAAGAAGGGCACAGAGAUAUGCAACUACAGCUAUAGCAAUACCAUCCUUGCCGUCAAGCUCAAUCGCUCGCGGUUAGUGGUAUGCCUCGAAGAGUCGCUCCACAUCCACAACAUCCGGGACAUGAAGAUCCUGCACACGAUCCGCGACACGCCGCCCAACCCGCGCGGGCUGUGCGCGCUGGCGCCCGCCGCCGACCGCUGCUACCUCGCCUACCCCGGCUCCAGCGCCGUCGGCGAGGUGCAGAUCUUCGACGCGGUCCAUCUCAACGCCAAGUGCGUCCUCAGCGCACACGACUCGGGACUAGCCGCUCUCGCCUGGUCGUCGUGCGGGCGGAGACUAGCCACGGCCUCCGAACGGGGCACAGUCAUCAGAGUGUUCGCAGUGCCUGAGCGAGUACGCCUUUUCGAGUUCAGACGGGGCGUCAAGCGAUGCGUGUCGAUAUCGUGCUUGGCGUUCAGCGCGUGCGGGACCUUCCUCGCGGCGUCGUCGAACACGGAGACGGUGCACGUGUUCCGUUUAGCGGAGCCGCCGACGCCGCCCACGCCGCAGCCCGGCGCCGAGGCCCCAGCGGGCGCGGCGGCGAGCGGCGCGGGUGGGGGCGCGGGCGCGGGGGGCGCGGGCGAGGCGGAGGGCGGCGGCUGGCUGGGCUGGCUGUCGUCCGCCGUGGCGGCCGGCGCGGGGCUGCUGCCCACGCAGGUGGCCGACGUGCUGUCCCAGGGCCGCGCCUUCGCGGCCGCGCGGCUGCCCAUACAACCCAGCCGCGCCAUGGUGGCGAUAACCAACGUGGGGCGCGCCCCUCGGCUGCUGGUGGCCACGGCGGGCGGGGAGCUGUUCGUGUACGCGCUGGACGCGGCGGAGGGCGGCGAGUGCGCGCUGCUGCGCACGCACCGCCUGCUCGAGCCCGGCCACGCGCCGCCGCCCGCCAUAGCGCACGAAGCUGGGGGCGGCAACAGUUACGCGGGCGCGCUGCGCGGCCGCGACCCCGCGCGGAUGUCAGACUCUGAACGCGACUCCGAGCUGGGCGCGGCGCUGGAGGGCUCACCGCCGCGCGGGGCGUUCGACCUGCGCGACCCCAAGCACUUCCCGCCCAUGCGCGUGCAAGCGCCGACCGUCGACUAAACUACGUCAUCAGACUUAACACCGCGUUUCGCCGAGUCUCAUCUGCUACGGCAACUUAUAAAGGGGCUCAUCGGACGAUAAAUGGUUGUUCGACUGCUUUAAUCGAAACUCAAAGGUCGGGUUUACAUAGCCUGCCAAAGAAGAGUGGAAAAUAUAGGGGCGUCAUCGGCGCUUUGCACGUGGCAACUAUUUUAACACUUCUGUAUGAGAAAAGUGUUGCUAUGAUAAAAAAAAAGUUCCAAUUUCUACUCUUCUUUAGCAAGCUGUAAGUGCUAACACACGGCAGCAUCGCACCAAGGUCAUCCACAUACUAAAGACGGUCAAGCGAAUCUUGUCACUAAAAAGGCGCGAAACUUAAAUUUUCCAUAGAAUUCCUACAUUUUCAAUAAUUUUUAUGUGUUAUGGCUCGUCGAUGAUGAUUCGGCCAACGUCAAGGUUUAGAAGCGUUUUAUGAAGCAAUGGGCCGGUGAACCCUUCUUUUAGUGACAAGUUUUGCUUGACUGGGUACAUCUUUUAAGGGAGGGCGAGAAAUUGUUAUUUCUUUCUCGCUCUCACUAAUGUGAAAAGUUAGGUCGCGGUGCGGGGCGGUCGUGUGAGUUACUUUAGCCAAGUUAGUCUGUAAUUUGAUGAUGAUGGUCAAGGGUUCCAUAAUGACAGCUCUCAAAAUUAGACAAAAUGUGACGUUAUCUGGGUAAAGGGACCUUAUUGUCGAUGGCGCUUACGGCCUUAUGAACGAUGUUCGUAUACAAAUAGGACGCCCGGGGACGUAAGCGCCAUUGACAAUAAAGACUUGACAUCAGAGCGGUGAAACGCGAGCAAUUGGAUUGUGAAGCUGUCCGAUCGACGUUAAGUCUAUUUGAUAACCAUUUGGAACAUUUAGACGCCAACACAACGUCGAUCCGACCGUAAGUGCGUAUUAACAUUAUCCGAUCCGAUAUAGGACCGAUAACCCAUGUUACAUUAAAGGCGCUAUCCUUGUUUUUUGCCUUUGACAUCCUGCUUACAUCCAAUAUCGGAUCGGAUAAUGUGAAACGGUCUAAGUUUAGCGUUAGGCUGAUUUAUAAAAUUUGAAUUUGUUUAGCGACAGGAGGAAACUGUAUUGUUAUAUUAAUAUUUAUAGAAUCACUUCAACAUAGUCGUGAUACUAUCAGAGCUGUUUUAUAUCUCUUAAAUGUUCUUUGAUUUAAAUGAAACUUGAAAUUGUUAUUACAAAGUAGUUACUUCGAUUGAUUGACUUCUUGGCAACGGAAAAUUAAAGUCAAUUAUACUCUAAUGACUUUUUUGGUGCCUCCCUGCCUUCAAUAAUGAAUACUAAUUCAUGUCAACACCAGAAAAGUAAGUGUUCUAAGACUAAAAUAGCUCUGUUAGUAACACAUUACUUACGUAUACGUACAAAAUAGUUAAUUUCGUGAUGGUUCAUGAUAGCCAACUUCUAGAAAGUUUUGUUAUUAUUCAUAAUGUCAGUUUUAUGAACAUUGUAACAUUACCCUCGCACCAAGGAAGCUGACUGCGUAGCCGCAGGAUGACAGCAUUCUCUUGCACUUAAGUACCACAGGUUUUAUAGUGACGUGAAAAUAUAGUCUCGCUAAAACAAAUGAGGUCCU